AUGGAGGAGGGCGGCCGGAGCCCCCGGGAGGAGGCGGCCGAGCCGCAGGAGUCCGGCGGCGACGCGGAGCCCGGCGGCGGCGGCGGCGGGCGGCGGGGGCUGCUGCUUCCCCCCGGUGACCCCCCGCACCCCCACCCGCACCCGCACCGCAUCACCAACUUCUUCAUCGACAACAUCCUGCGGCCCGAGUUCGGGCGGAGGAAGGAGGCGGGCGGCCCCGGCGGAGAGCCCCGGCGGCCCGGCGCGGAGAGCCGCCGCAGCCCCGCCGCGGCGCCGGCCCCCGGGGCUCCGCUCCCCGGCGGCGGGGCGGGCUCGCCGGGCCGGGGGGAGGGCGGCCCCGCCGGGCUGGCCCUGCACGGCGCCGCCAAGAAGGGGGGGGACCCCGCGGCGCUGGAGGCGGCCCUGAAAGCGCGGGGGCUGAGCGGCGGCGACCUGUCGGUGAGCUCGGACUCGGAUAGCUCCCAGGCCAGCUCCAACGCCGGGAACCAGCCCAUGCUCUGGCCCGCCUGGGUUUACUGCACGCGGUACUCGGACCGGCCCUCCUCAGGUCCCCGCUCCCGCAAACCAAAGAAGAAGAACCCCAACAAGGAGGACAAGCGGCCGCGCACCGCCUUCACCGCCGAGCAGCUGCAGAGACUCAAGGCCGAGUUCCAGACGAACCGGUACCUGACGGAGCAGCGGCGGCAAAGCCUGGCCCAAGAGCUCGGGCUUAACGAGUCCCAGAUUAAAAUCUGGUUCCAGAAUAAACGAGCCAAGAUCAAGAAGGCGACGGGCAGCAAGAACUCCCUGGCAGUGCACCUCAUGGCCCAGGGGCUCUACAACCACUCCACCACGGCGAAAGACGGCAAGUCGGACAGUGAAUAGCCAA
This is a messenger RNA of Phalacrocorax carbo (great cormorant), 868 nucleotides long. NCBI's taxonomy places the organism in Eukaryota, Metazoa, Chordata, Aves, Suliformes, Phalacrocoracidae. The record is from RefSeq and is a predicted model, not a curated record.